Rhodamnia argentea is the source of this 1696-nucleotide messenger RNA. Its product is annotated as pyruvate dehydrogenase E1 component subunit beta-1, mitochondrial-like. Gene Ontology annotation, biological process: pyruvate decarboxylation to acetyl-CoA. Lineage: Eukaryota; Viridiplantae; Streptophyta; Magnoliopsida; Myrtales; Myrtaceae. The transcript is spliced from 14 exons. Gene Ontology annotation, molecular function: pyruvate dehydrogenase (acetyl-transferring) activity. The record is from RefSeq and is a predicted model, not a curated record. Bases 474 to 1607 code for a protein of 377 amino acids.
AAAAAAAGUGUCCAAAUUCAAAACAGAGAGAGAGAGAGCUGUAGGUGUCUCCUCUCAUCGUCCUCCACGUCGAGACUUCAACCUGAUCACCACCACCGCCCUCUCAUGGCCGCGACUACGACUUCAGUAGCUUCUUUCCUUCUCGUCUCACCUCCUUCUCGAUCGCUCUCUCUUCUUCGUCUAAUCAGGUUCGUCUCUCCGGAAAAUCGAGCUGAUACAGCUGGUUUCCUCUCUCUUUUUGCCCCGGUAGUUUUGUGGUCUCUAGUAAUCUACCAAGACGUCAUUUCCGAGAGCUCAGUUUCUACUCAUAGGGAUAGCAGCGGCGACGACGCUUUGCCGUCCCGAGUUGUCUAGUCGUGUAGAGUCUUCCUUCUCUGAUCGGCGCCGUAGCGACGUUGUUGACAGCCUUGUUUCCGUGAUUGUAGUCAUCCGGCGGUGAGAGCAAGUUCGAGUUCGAGAAUCGAAAGCGCAAGAUGUUGUCGAUUCUGAGGCGAAAAGCCACUGCCGGAGGCUCGGAUGCAGUGUUGUUAAGAGAGAGGCUGCGGAAGAGUUGCGCCCCUGCGACCACACGGCUACAGGGUUAUGCCACUGCGGCGAAAGAGAUGAUGGUGAGAGACGCUCUGAAUACUGCUCUUGAUGAGGAAAUGUCUGCAGAUCCUAGAGUCUUUCUAAUGGGUGAGGAGGUUGGAGAAUACCAGGGAGCCUACAAGGUAUCUAAAGGUCUUUUGCAGAAGUUUGGACCUGAGAGGGUUGUUGAUACUCCAAUCUCAGAGGCUGGUUUCACUGGAAUUGGAGUCGGCGCUGCUUACUAUGGUCUCAGGCCUGUCGUGGAGUUUAUGACAUUCAACUUUGCUAUGCAGGCAAUUGACCAAAUUAUAAAUUCUGCUGCAAAGACAAACUACAUGUCGGCUGGCAAUAUAUCGGUCCCUAUAGUUUUCAGAGGACCUAAUGGAGCUGCCGCAGGAGUUGGUGCCCAACACUCUCAAUGUUAUGCAGCAUGGUAUGGCUCGUGCCCGGGUUUGAAAGUUUUGGCACCCUACUCAUCGGAAGAUGCUCGAGGACUGCUAAAAGCAGCAAUAAGGGAUCCUGAUCCUGUUGUCUUCCUUGAAAAUGAGCUGAUGUAUGGGGAGCGUUUUCCUGUUUCAGCGGAAGCUCUUGAUUCCAGUUUUUGUCUUCCGAUAGGGAAAGCCAAGAUUGAGAGAGAAGGAAAGGAUGUCACAAUUACUGCUUUUUCGAGAAUGGUUGGCCUUUCUCUCGAGGCAGCUGAGAUCCUUGCAAAGGAAGGAAUCAGUGCAGAGGUCGUAAAUCUGCUCUCAAUUCGACCACUGGAUAGACCUACGAUUAAUGCUUCAGUCAGGAAAACCAACAGACUGGUAACAGUUGAGGAAGGGUUUCCCCAAAAUGGUGUUGGCGCUGAGAUCGGCAUGUCGAUUAUUGAGGACAGCUUUGGUUAUCUUGAUGCUCCAAUUGAGAGGAUUACUGGGGCUGAUGUUCCCAUGCCUUACGCGGCAAACCUGGAAAGAAUGGCUCUCCCUCAGACUGAGGAUAUUGUACGGGCUGCAAAGAGAGUGUGCUACAGAUCUUUACCGAUGACUGCAACUGCUUAAGCUAAACAACUCUGCACACAGAGCUUUCGAUCAAACUUUGGUUUUCCCCCUGUAAUUGGACUCUUCAAACUGCGGGUUACGAUUUUGUU